Ixodes scapularis (black-legged tick) is the source of this 881-nucleotide messenger RNA. RefSeq names its product insulinoma-associated protein 1-like. Lineage: Eukaryota; Metazoa; Arthropoda; Arachnida; Ixodida; Ixodidae. The record is from RefSeq and is a predicted model, not a curated record. Gene Ontology annotation, molecular function: DNA-binding transcription repressor activity, RNA polymerase II-specific; RNA polymerase II cis-regulatory region sequence-specific DNA binding. Bases 1 to 816 code for a protein of 271 amino acids. The transcript is spliced from 2 exons. Gene Ontology annotation, cellular component: transcription repressor complex; nucleus. Gene Ontology annotation, biological process: neuron differentiation; negative regulation of transcription by RNA polymerase II; regulation of cell cycle process.
AUGCCGCGCGGCUUUCUCCUCCAGCGCUACACCAGGCACAACUCGGACGGCGAAGACAACAGGUCCGACUCGUCAUCUUCAGACCACGAUGAUCUGCCACAGUCCCCACGCUCCAAGGCGUCCACGGGGUCCGAGUCUCUCUUGUUCACCGCGACCGCCUUACUGCAGCCUACCGUUUCCUCACCGCCGCCUUCGAACCAGACGAACUCGAAAACAGCGCCGAACCUUCAGCCACCGCCCCUGGUACACCACGCUAGUCCUCCGCGUAAACCGGCCGGCUCAAAGACAGCCACGACUCCGACGUCGGCGGGCAAGUCUGCCGUGAGGCGACUCCUGUUCGACGACGACAACCUGUCUCCCGUCUCGGGAACUUUCAUCCGACCGUUCGACGACGACGAAGACCUGGACCUCGACGAAGAACUGGACUACGACAUCCCGGCGGCCCUGAACCCGGUCAUCGCCAGCGACGAGGCCCGAGCCGAGCUGGCCAAGAUCGAGAACAAGAUCGGCGCGUACGUGUGCCGCCUGUGCAAGCAGCGUUUCGUGGACGCCUUCGGGCUCGCCCAGCAUCGGUGCUCCAGGAUUGUGCACCUCGAGUACCGGUGCCCUGACUGCGCCAAGCUGUUCAACUGCCCGGCGAACCUGGCGUCGCACCGUCGCUGGCACCGUCCCAGGGCCGGGGGCGAGCCCCCCGGUGCGCCGCCAGGGUCCGACGAGGACGCCGGGCCCUAUGCGUGUCCUGGCUGUCCCAAGAGGUUCAGGAGGAUGGCGUACCUGCGCAAGCACGCGGUCGUGCACGCGCAAGGAUCACCCUGAUGGCAUGCGGUCCUCCAGACCAAAGCCUGUCCCGCGUCUCCGGCUUCAAGUUCCCAGGAGUGGCA